CUGGGCAGAGACGGGGGUUACAUCAACGCCAACUUCAUCAACAUGGCGGUGAAGGACGAGAGCUUCCUGUACAUCGCCUGCCAGGGGCCCCUGCCCACCACUCUGGGCGACUUCUGGCAAAUGGUGUGGGAGCAGAAGUCCAACGUGAUCGCCAUGAUGACGCAGGAGGUGGAGGGCGGCAAAGUGAAGUGUCAGCGCUACUGGCCGGACACCCCCAGGACGGCGGAGAUGGUGGACGACCGGCUGCAGAUAACGCUGAUCAAAGACCAACACCUGGACAACUUUGUCAUCCGAGUCAUCGAGGUCAAAGACGUCCAGACUAACGAGGUCCAGAGCGUGACCCAUCUGAACUACACCGGCUGGCCGGACCACGGGACGCCCUCCCAGCCCGAGCAGCUGCUCACCUUCAUCUCCUACAUGCGGCACGUGCACCGCUCGGGCCCCGUGGUGACCCACUGCAGCGCGGGCAUCGGCCGCUCGGGGACCCUCAUCUGCAUCGACGUGGUCCUGGGCCUCAUCAGCAAGGACGCCGACUUUGACAUUUCAGAUGUGGUGAGGAACAUGAGGCUCCAGCGCCAGGGGAUGGUCCAGACCGAGGAUCAGUAUAUAUUCUGCUACCAAGUCAUCCUGUAUGUCCUCAGAUGCCUUCAGGCAGAAGAAAACAUCUCAGGACAGUAA
Molecule: messenger RNA, 678 nt
Organism: Menidia menidia (Atlantic silverside)
Lineage: Eukaryota; Metazoa; Chordata; Actinopteri; Atheriniformes; Atherinopsidae
Source: the annotation of a GenBank genome assembly